Sporisorium graminicola is the source of this 837-nucleotide messenger RNA. RefSeq lists its product as uncharacterized. NCBI's taxonomy places the organism in Eukaryota, Fungi, Basidiomycota, Ustilaginomycetes, Ustilaginales, Ustilaginaceae. Gene Ontology annotation, biological process: mitochondrial proton-transporting ATP synthase complex assembly. The transcript has 2 exons. The record is from RefSeq and is a predicted model, not a curated record. Gene Ontology annotation, cellular component: mitochondrion. The coding region runs from base 1 to 837 and encodes 278 amino acids.
AUGUUUGCCCUCAAACCGGCCGCCUCCGCCUUCCGCGUCCUCACGUACCUCCCGCGCACCGCCGCGCUGCAUACUUCCGUCCCGCUGUUCGAAGAAGCAACGCUGAACCGGGCGGAACGACUCAAAUCGCGGUUCUGGAAGACCGUCACGCUGCAACCGCCCACUGCCACCACCGACGGUUUUCAGAUCUUGUUGGAUGGGAGAUCGAUUCGCACGCCCAAUGGUCAGCCGAUUGUGAUCCCGAGGGAGCGCGAGUUGCUAGCGAGCUGCAUUGCGCAGGAGUGGAGCGAGCAGGGCAAAGUAUUGAAGCCGCACACACUACCGCUGACCAGUUUAGCUGCGAGGGCGUUGGAGGGCUGUAAGGAGGAAGUCGAGAGGAAGGGGAUUGAGGCUGAUCUACUGCGCUACUUGGAGAACGAGACGAUCUGCUUCCAAGAGUCCACCCCACAAUCUCUAGUCGACCUCCAAGACCGCCACUGGACCCCCCUCCUUACCCACAUCAACACCACCUACUCCACGACCAUCACCCCCUUCACCUCCCUCCUCAACAACGACCACCCGACCGGAACCCUCGACAUCUUCCGCACCCAUCUCGCCACCCUCAACAGCUUCGACCUCGCCGCGUUCGAACGCUCCGUCAUGCUCACCAAGUCGUUCCUCAUCAGCCUGGCGCUUGUCAGUGGCCACUUGAAUGUGGAGCAGGCGGCAAAGGCCGCCGAGGUCGAGGUGCAGUCUCAGAUCAACAGGUGGGGCAGCGUCGAGGAUAGUCAUGAUGUGGACCAGGCCGAGAUGCGCAGGAGUCUGGGCAGUGUUGCCAUCGCUACAGUUAGGAAUUAG